This is a messenger RNA of Zingiber officinale, 827 nucleotides long. RefSeq lists its product as uncharacterized. Lineage: Eukaryota; Viridiplantae; Streptophyta; Magnoliopsida; Zingiberales; Zingiberaceae. Bases 1 to 642 code for a protein of 213 amino acids. The transcript is spliced from 4 exons. The record is from RefSeq and is a predicted model, not a curated record.
AUGAUUUUGGGUCAGUGCGUCCGAUUGACACUGACACUGGGACACGACCUACUUUCAGGACAUAGGAUCUCAUCUGUUGAACGAUCGCACAAAACAAAACCUCCCGUGCCCUACUUUCCCUUUCGCCGCUCCUCCCCUCCCGCCGCGCUGUCGCUCCUCCUUCGCCCACCGUUGCUCACGCGCCGCCGCUCCUCCCCUUUCGCCGCGCGCAGUCCCGACAUUGCCGCCGUGUGUUCUCACCGCCGCCGCAGCCGUUUUCUGGUCCCACCAGUGAUUUCGCAGCGUCUUCCUCUCGGUCGUGAACAGAGUUCGCCGGCUGCCGCAUCGUUCCCUCUGACGACAAGAGAGAGAAUGGCAUUGAGGCGUCCAUUGGGAUUGUCAAAUGGGGAGUUGAUGCGAUCAGACUGCAAGCCUUGCACACGUUUGAUGCGACACACAGCUGGCAUCUUCAGUGUUGGUGGUGCCCUUUCAUUUUGGAUCCUUUGUCGUAUCCACUACGGACCACGGAUAACCAUCCCACGAACUCUUCGGUGGGCUUCAUGCGGUGCAAUAGCGGCGAGAUCCUCGUCUGCUUUGCUCGUUCGGCUCUUUAGUCCAGAAUGUGAACCUCAAAACAUUGCUGCUGUUCAACUCCCUAAGUGAGCUUUCGACUUCUCCGGCGGAAUGUCUUAUAUCCUUAAAAUUAAGGACAUGCAAAUUGAAAUCCAGAAUUUUCAAACUGAAUUUUAAAUAAAUGAUUGUCAAUUGUGGUGUAAUAUUUAGACGGUGACUCCCAGAUGCAAAUUGAACUUCAAGUCGAAUGUAUGCUGAGCUUUGCAGUCCUGGAA